AUGUUAAUAAAUCCUAUCAAAGGAUUUAUCGUUCGACCACCUUCAACUUGGACUAUUUUUCAAUUUACCAAACGAAACUCGUCCACGACAUCGUCAUCAACUAAAUUAACUGCAAGUUAUUAUCAUCAUGCAUCAUCACUUCCAUUUAUUUAUAAAACAUUAGGUCAAAGUUUUGAUGAAACAGCAAAUAAAUAUCCUAAUGAUGAAUGUUAUGUCUUUAAAAGUGAACAAAAACGAUAUACAUUUAAAUCAUUCAAAGAUGAAGUUGAUAGCUUAGCUGCUUCACUUCUUGAAUUAGGUUUUGAAAAAAAUGAUCGAUUUGCUGUUUGGUUACCAAAUACAUCAGAAAAUGUUGCUAUGUCUUUUGUUGCAUCGAAAUUAGGUCUUAUCAAGGUAAACAUAAAUCCAGCUUAUGUUGGACGUGAACUUGAAUAUUGCAUAAAUAAAGUUGGAUGUAAAGGUAUUCUUCUUCCACCAUCAGUCAAAACAAUUGAUUCAUUAUCAAUACUUCGUCAUCUUGCACCCGAACUUGAUCAACAACCAUCAACAAAGGAAUUAUCAUUAAAAAAAUUACCAACAUUAAAACAUAUUAUUCUUACUGGUAAACAAUCAUCGGCAUCAUCACCAAUACAUUCAUAUAAAAAUUUAUUAGAACAUGGUGUUAAAAUAUCUCAUAAUAAAUUACAUGAACGACAAGCAUCUGUUAAUCCUGAUUCACCUGUUGCAAUAUUUUAUACAUCAGGUACAACAGGACAUCCAAAAGCAGCAACACUAACAAAUUUUGGUAUGAUUAAUAUGUCGAAAGGUAUAACUGAGCAUCUCGGACAAUAUUUUACUCGUCUUUGUGCUCCUAUUCCAAUGUUUCAUAUUUUUUCUGAAGUGGUCGGUGUACUUAGUGUAGCAACAUCAAACUGUCAAAUAGUUUUUCCAGCUAUUUUGCCUGAUCCUGUCGCCACUAUGCGUGCAAUACAUGAAGAAAAAUGUACAGCUAUGAUAGGUGCUCCAAUUAUUUUUCGUGACAUAUUAGGUCAUUCAGAUAGAAAAAAAUAUGAUUUAAGUUCAUUAGUUUACUGUGGAUUAGGUGCUAGUCCAAUGAAUAUUGAAUUUUUACGUCGUUUAGAAAAAGAAAUUCCUAUUAAACGUGUUGCACAACUUUAUGGAAUGACAGAAAAUGCUGCGAUUCUUACAAGUAGUAUGUGGACUGGUGAUGAAAAUGAAACACGUCGUCUGUCUUCAUUAGGUCGUUGUAUGCCACGUUUAGAAAUAAAAGUAGUUGAUCGAGAAGGAAAUGCAGUACCUGUUGGUCAACAAGGUGAAAUAUGGGCACGAGGUUUUCCUAUUAUGAUUGGAUAUUAUGGUGAUCCACAGAAAACAAACGAAGCAAUAACAUCAUCCGGUUGGCUUCGAACAGGUGAUGAAGGUCGAAUGGAUGAAGAUGGUUAUCUUUAUUAUAUUGGUCGUCAAAAAGAGCUGAUUAUCCGUGGUGGUGUUAAUAUUUAUCCAAUUGAAAUUGAAAAUGCAAUUAAUGAACAUUCAAGUGUUGCUGAAUCACAAGUUUUUUCUAUUCCAGAUACACGGCAUGGUGAAGAAGUAUGUGCAUGGAUUAAAUUAAAACCAAAUGCAUUAAAAUGUCAACCUGCAGAUAUUGUAAAAUUUCUUUCUGAUAAAAUAGCUUUUUUCAAAAUUCCUAAGUAUAUUCGUAUUGUUGAUAAAUUUAUAGUAACAUCAACAGGAAAAGUACAAAAAUUCAAAAUGUCUGAAGCAAUGAUUAAUGAAUUAAAUAAAAACAAAUAG
Messenger RNA from Rotaria sp. Silwood2, 1794 nucleotides. NCBI's taxonomy places the organism in Eukaryota, Metazoa, Rotifera, Eurotatoria, Philodinida, Philodinidae. The record is from the annotation of a GenBank genome assembly.